GACUUCAGAUCCUAUGAUCCCAACGCAUUCAGGGGCUCCUGGAACCGACGCUUCCAGGGCAGAGGCCUACGGCUGGCUUGUCAACUUCGACAAAAGCCAUCUCCAACCAACCCAACGCCUACUACAUCUAGGGGCAAUGUUGGACACCCUGCAGGCAAUGGUCUUCUUGGCUCCAGAUCACAUCACUGCCAUCACAAACAUCGCAAGGUCCCUGAUGCAACAAACAUCCGCAGACGUCAUGCUUCUUGCCAGAACGCUCGGGAUGUUCAUUUCUACCAUCCACAUUGUGCCAUGGGCUCGAGCACACACUCGACACCUUCAAUGGACUCUGUUGCCGUUUCAACAGGACAUUGCCAGCACCAACCAUCGCAAAGUUCGUUUGAGCCCCGCACUGCGCCUCUCCUUCCGCUGGUGGACCAAGGUUCAACACCUCUCCAAGGGCACGUCGUUCAGAGAACCCCGCAGAACCGUUGUAACCACAGAUGCCAGCCUCAUCGGUUGGGGAGCCCACUGCAACUCCCAGUACGUUCAGGGGGUUUGGUCCACUGCGGAGCAAACUCAAAGCAUCAACUGGCUGGAGCUAAAGGCUGUCCACUUAGCUCUACGUCAUUUUCAGUCUCUGUUCCCUUUGGACCAUGUGCUCAUUCGAACAGACAACACGUGUGUAAAAUCACAUUUGAACAGACAAGGGGGCACCAGGUCUCGUCCCCUGCAGGACUUAGCCUCCCUCAUUUUUGUCUGGGCAGAACAACAUCUACAAUCCCUGAAAGCAGAACAUCUCAGAGGGAUUUCGAAUGUGACAGCAGACUGGCUCAGCAGACAACAGGUAUUUCCGGGAGAAUGGAAACUUCAUCCGGCCAUUUUCCAUCGUCUCCAAUGUUGGUUCGGCGCCCUCUCAGUCGACCUGUUUGCUUCCAGUCGCAAUUGCCAGCUUCCCAGGUACUUUGCCCGAUACCUGGACUCAACAGCAGAAGCAGUGGAUGCUCUGACAACACCGUGGCCAGACGGUCUAUUGUAUGCCUUUCCUCCCAUACCAUUGUUAGCCAAAACCUUGAGGAAGGCGCGAACCGAGAGGGCACAGCUGGUUCUGAUAGCACCAUUUUGGCCACGCCGACCGUGGUUUUCAGAUCUUCUGGCAAUGUCAAUUAUGGAUCCUUGGACACUUCCAGUCAGGCCAGACCUUCUAUCCCAGGGUCCAGUACUGCAUCAGGACCCUACUUGGCUCAAUCUAACAGCGUGGCGUUUGAAUGGGGACAUUUGAGGUCAGCUGGACUGUCUGACGCAGUGAUUGAUAUUAUUUUGGCCUCGAGAAGACCAUCUACCACUCGUAUUUAUCAACAUACCUGGGUGGCUUUCUCCAAGUGGUGUCAGUCCCACCACCAUGAUCCAUCCCAAGCCACUGUGCAUCAGGUGCUGCAAUUUCUUCAUAGCGGCUUUAUGAUGGGACUUCGACCCAACACUCUACGUUGACAUGCGUCCACUCUGUCGUCCAUUCUCUCAGUGUCCUCCCCUGGAGCUCCUAUUUCCUCACAUCCGUUCAUCAAACGCUUUUUGAGGGGAGUCGCCCUACGCUCUCCGCCUGUUGUCCAUCGGUUCCCUUCAUGGAGUUUGCCGAAGGUUCUGCAGGCUUUGCAACGCCCUCCGUUUGAACCCAUCAGGUCUGUGCCCCUACGUAUGCUGUCCUUCAAGGUCUUGUUUCUGAUCGCAAUCACAUCUGCCAGACGCGUUUCGGAGUUGGCACCUCGACACCUCUGCGUCUUCCAUAAGGACUCUGUUGUGCUGAAGACUGAUCCUUCCGUCCCAAGGUCGAUUCAGUUUUUCAUUGCAACCAGGACAUUGUUUUACCUUCCUUUUGCCCAAAUCCUACCCAUCCGCUCAAGAAGGCUUGGCAUUCGUUGGAUGUUCGGAGGGCUCUCAAGACAUACCUGUCUAGGACCCAAGAGAUUCGAAGAACGGAGUCUCUGUUUGUAUCCUUUCAUCCAAGGUCUAUGGGGCAUAAAGUAUCCAAUUGUACCUUAUCUCAUUGGUUAAGGGCAUGCAUUACUUUAGCAUAUGAGUCCCUGAAGCUGUCAGUUCCACCUAGUAUAACGGCUCAUUCUACCAGGUCAGCUGCCACUUCGGCUGCUUUUGCCACUAAUGCUCCUGUUGCCGAUAUUUGUAGGGCUGCAGUCUGGUCUACCCCACACUCGUUUAUAAGGCAUUAUAAAAUUGAUCGUUAUGCCUCUGCUGACGCUUCUUUCGGCAGACGAGUGUUGCAACAGGUUCUUAAUAAGGAUUAACACGUGGGUGGUCCCUCCCUGUAUGGGCUGCUGUGGUACAUCCCACUGUGAUGGCCGGACUCAUAGGGAAAAUGGACCAUUGGUCUCACCUGAAGGGUGAUUUUCCUAUGAGUACGGACAUCACGACCCUCCCAGUUGGAGGAUGACUAUAUAUUUUUUAAUGUGUUGUAUAUUACUGUUACGCUAUUAUAUUUAAAUUUAAGAGUGAAGUCAAGACUUCUAGUUCUGUUAUACCGCUAUGUUGCAGUCAUGUUACUAUGCAUGGUACUAUUGUGUUAUUUUCCUGCUGCCAGGUCUGUUAGCCUUGUUCUUGUAUCUUUAGAUAUUUCUCCUUAGACUCGCUGCGAAUGAACUGGAGAGUGGGAGGGGCCUGACGCCCCUAGUCUUGACUUCAAAGACGUUCUUGCCUUCGCACGAUAGGUGGAGCUAACACAUCGCGCUGUGAUGUCCGUACUCAUAGGAAAAUCACCCUUCAGGUGAGACCAAUGGUCCAAUCUGAUUCAGCCAGAACUAAGCAGACAUAAUUGCUCCUUCAAAACCAUCUUGUAUAGUCUAUUUUCUUAGGGAAAAUCUAAAAAUCUGACAUUCUCUUCAUUAAGUAAUUUUCCCUCAUGAAGGAGUACUUCAGGCUGGAACUAGCUGUUUGACACAUAAGGGGAUGUCGCCAAAAAACCACACCCUCAUCUAAUUACCCUCUUCCAUUGACUUCAGUUAAUGUGUAAUGUUGUCACACUGAGAGCAGUAGCCAGUCAAGUGAGGUGGAUAUUCUUGCAGCAUGAUGAUACAUUUUUCGGUCAUUACUGGAGAAAGGGACAAGAAGACCAUGGGUUAUCCGUGUAUCUGCUGCAGUGUGGAUUUCAGCCUUGGUGCAUUCUGCCUUCUGGAGAUGUAGCUAGAGUUAGACAUACAGAAUUGGUAAUUAAUCUGGCUUUCCUGACCAACCCUGACCAAAUGAAUAUUUUGACUUUGCAAUUAUAAUGCAUGUUUUCUCUGAGAAUGCAUGUUGGCUAAAGAACUACCUUAUUCUUUUACUUGACUUGAACAAAUAAAAUGCUACAGAAAUGGCAGUGGUACUUAUACAGUCUUAUACUUACCAAAUCAAAACCCUGGCAUAGAUCGUGGCACUGCUAAAGUACAAUUAAAUACAGGGAAUUUGGUUUGUAUUAAAUCAUGUAGGUGAUAAAUGGCUUCAAAUGUACCAAUAUAAAAUACAAUAAAUGCAACUGUGUGCUUGUAAAGGCUGCUAAUAUCAAGGACAUCUCCUGGGUGAAGGGAUCUUAGAGCAUUUACCUGAAAAAUAGCAUGUCACAAUUUGGGUAGAUCUGGUGGGGGGGGAGAGUUAAUCUGAGUCUGUGCCUUUCUUGUAUCAAAUGCAGCAACUUUUGAAUGAACAUGCUAUUUUUCAACAUUUAAAACAUUGGCAGCAAACCUAAGGUUUCUUUCAUGGUAGAAAACAGAAGGUAGCAGGCUUCAUAGUAACAAUGUACUUGGAGUAGGCUCAAAUGUUGUUGUGUCACCUUUCUUUCUCCCCUGAUUAUAUGCUUUUAAUUUCUUGGCUUUGCUGUCUUUUCAUGCUUCACUUAUUUCUUUUUUCUUUUGGUAAGUAACUUUCUUUCUAUUUGUUUGAUCCAAAGCCUUUUCAGUGUUGUGUUAAAUAAAUGUCUUCAGGGUUCACAGUAGAACUUCAUUUUGAAACCAGAAAUGAUACAUCUGCUUAAACAUCUCAUGCACUUGGGCUAUCCACCAGAAAACUUUUUAAACUGAGGUAUAUUGACUGCAAUCAGUGCAAUUCCAAAAGCUAUAAGAUUACACCAGAGGCACAGAGAAGACUGCUAAUGUAAUAUUGGGAUUGCGUGUCUGUCUGGUUUGAAGAUACUCAGUUCUAAUCAGACCAAACUUGGGCAUUUUUUUUAAGGAUACUCUCUUUCAAAAUGACACUCCAUACUCAUUCAUUCCUGCCCUGCACAUAUCCCUCCCAGACUUCAGUAACUUUUCUGUUGCCUUAGUAUGGUUUUUCUACUGUCCUCCUCUUCAUGGCUGUUUGUAUGAAUAUAGAGACUUUCAGCAUGGCUAGCUGAAUGAACCCCUCUAACAGCAUGUGAACAUACAUGACUAUAAAUGCUUCUGUGAAACUUGGCAUUUGUUUGUUUAAUCUAGUGUUCAGACUAACUUAUUACCAUU
This is a messenger RNA of Rhineura floridana, 4460 nucleotides long. RefSeq lists its product as uncharacterized. The record is from RefSeq and is a predicted model, not a curated record. Bases 14 to 1261 code for a protein of 415 amino acids. Lineage: Eukaryota; Metazoa; Chordata; Lepidosauria; Squamata; Rhineuridae. The transcript is spliced from 2 exons. Gene Ontology annotation, molecular function: nucleic acid binding.